Messenger RNA from Mesocricetus auratus (golden hamster), 3963 nucleotides. It is a transcript of the gene Vsig10, whose product is annotated as V-set and immunoglobulin domain containing 10. The record is from RefSeq and is a predicted model, not a curated record. Gene Ontology annotation, biological process: cell-cell adhesion. Gene Ontology annotation, cellular component: cell-cell junction. Gene Ontology annotation, molecular function: cell adhesion molecule binding. The transcript is spliced from 9 exons. The coding region runs from base 158 to 1753 and encodes 531 amino acids. Lineage: Eukaryota; Metazoa; Chordata; Mammalia; Rodentia; Cricetidae.
GAGGGCUGGGCGCUGGGGCGGGGUGCGCGCCCCAGAGGAGAUCGCCCGGGCCGGCAGCAGCAUCCUAGUCGGGAAGCCCCUCGCCGCGGGCCUGGGAGCCCCAAGAAACCCGCGCACACAGAGCCCAGCUCUUCCCCGGCCAUAGAUCUCCAGCGCGAUGGCCGGGCUACGCGUCCUGCUGUGCCUCGGGGCGCUUCUGGCCCGCCAGGGCUCCGCAGACCUAGGUGCUGUGGCCAUCGGCGAAGUCCAUGAGAAUGUCACUCUUCACUGUGGCAACGUGUCAGGAUCCAGGGGCCUGGUGACCUGGUACCGGAAUGAUUCAGAGCCCACCUUCCUGCUCUCCUCCAACUCCAGCCUCCCUCCAGCUUCGCCUCGCUUUUCCCUAGAGGACGCAGGUGCCCUGCACGUGGAGGCACUGAGCCUGGAGGAUGAUGGCAACUACACCUGCCGGGAGGAUCUGAAUGGGACCCGCUGGUUCCCUGUGUGGCUGCGCGUGGCCAGUGGCCCUGAUCAGAUUGAGGUUAACAUCUCAGCCACUGGCACCCUCUCCAAUGGUACCCUGUACACCGCCAAGGGCUCCCAGGUGGACUUCAGCUGCCACAGCACAUCCUGGCCUCCGCCUGUGGUGGAGUGGUUUAUCCAGGCCAACAACUGGGAGUCCUUAGGAAAGAACCUGACGGCCAAUAGCUUUGCACUGUUGCAGAUGUCACAGAACCUCCAAGGCAACUACACCUGCUCAGCCACCAACGUGCUCAGCGGGAGACAGCGAAAGGUGACCACCGAGCUCCUGGUCUACUGGCCCCCUCCCUCAGCUCCUCAGUGCUCAGUGGUGGUGUCUUCAAAAUCAGCCACCCUGGAACUUACCUGUAAUUGGGAUGGGGGCUACCCUGAUCCAACCUUCCUGUGGACUGAAGAACCCGGAGGGACAGUCUUGGGGAAUUCAAAGCUGCAAACCCUGAGCCCGUCACAGCUCUCUGAGGGCAAGAAGUUCAAAUGCUUCGGGAGCCACAUAGUGGGACCAGAGUCGGGAGCCAGCUGUGUGGUACAGAUCUCGAGCCCCUCGCUUGCUUCUCAGCCCAUGAAGACUUGCUUUAUGGGAGGCAACGUGACGCUCACUUGCCGAGUGACAGGCGCCAACCCACCUGCCAGGAUCCAGUGGCUGAGGAACAUCACGGAGCCAGAGGCGGCCAUCCAGCCCGGCAGCCACUAUCAGAUCACCCGGCACGGCCAGGGCUCCUCCCUCACCAUCUACAACUGUUCCCAGGACCUGGAUGAGGGCUUCUACUUCUGCCGGGCUGAGAACCUCGUGGGGGUGAAGGCAGUAGACAUCUGGCUGAGUGUGCAAGAGCCUCUGAACAUCGGGGGCAUGGUGGGGAUGGUGGUGAGCCUCCUCCUGCUGGGACUGGCCAUUGUUGUGGGGCUCAUGCUGUAUUAUAGCCCUGUGUUCUGCUGGAAAGCAGGGAACACUUUCAGGGGACAGGACAUGGGUGACAUCAUGGUUUUGGUGGAUUCUGAAGGGGAAGACGAGGAGGAGGAGGAGGAGGACAAGGAAGAUGUUGACGAGGUAGAGCAGGAGACAUACGAGAGAGAGGAGUUGCCCAUAGAGAUACGUAAGCAUGGACACAUUCACAGAGUCACUGCGCUGGUCAAUGGGAACUUAGACCGCAUGGGGAAUGGAUUCCAGGAGCUGCAUGAUGACAGUGAUGAACAGCAAAGUGACAUUGUUGAAGAGGAAGACAAGCCAGUUGGAUGAAGAUAGUCCACUGUCAACGGGUUUUGCAAGUUCAUUCCGUUUUGACUGCCCUGCCCGGGAACUUGCAUUAGUGACAGCUGGGGUUCCUGGCACAGACAGUCGUCUCCCCUCACAUCUUCAUUUGGUGUGAGUUGCCUCGGCCGCGUGAAGUGCACUGGGAAGGAGCAGUGGGUACAGGGCAAAGCUACGGUGGUGUACGAGGUGCCACUUUGUGUGACACCUGGCUCUGUCCAUGUUGAUUUACUGUGACACUGAUUGUUUUUUUUGGGGGGGCACUCACUUGAUAUCUGUGCACUGUGCCGCUAUUCUGUAGUCAUGGUUUGCAGCAAGCUUGCUAAACAGGAAGGGGCAUGGAGGUGGGGCUUUUCAUCACUGUUGAGGUAAGGAACCAGGCCCCUUCCAGGGAGAGGGGAGGCAGUUUGGUUGGACCUGAGAAGUCAGACAUUGAGACUUCUUUCUUGUUGCUUUGCCUCUGUUUCCCCAUCUAGAAUAAGCAUGAAACAGCACCACUUUCCAAGUUCCUGAGCAAAGGAGGAGGUAGUUUAGGGUGUAAAGGUGUCUAGGGCGGUGCUCAAUAGAGCUGCUGUAGGGGCCCUCUUUGUAGACCGAGUCUACUCUGCCCACCCCAGCCAUUCUCUUUUACCCUAGAAAAGGAUUACCUUUCCUUAUAGCGUCAUGGUUUACAGACCUGUGUGUGGUUAUAAUAGCCUUCUAAAUGAUGGACCUGAGGCCAACUUCUGGCUCCUCUUUCCUCGUGUCUCCUGUGCUGUGCAAGGAGGCAAGGGAAACAUUUCUAGCAGAUUCCCUGGAUGAACUGGACAGACAGUCCACUUGGCCUCAUUUUCUGUGUCUUAGAAAUAGGAAUAUGUGUUUCCUUCCUACUUACUGGAUGUGCUCAUCAAGAACAGUAAGCUUCAAAAGAGAAAGGUGGGUGAUGAGUUUAAGUUGGAACAGCUAAGUGCUGGGGAUUUUUCUUUUAAAUUUCAUCUAAUUAUUCUGAAGUCAGGGAUCUUCUAAAGGUGCAAUAGGUGUGUGCUAGCCAUGAAAAUCUGACUUGGAAUUUGCACUCUCGACUUGUGCUCAGACAGGACAAGGUGCAGGGCUCUAAGGGAUGACUGUUCUCUUUGAAUGCAGGCACUGAACUGAAGAAACCACUGCCAAUAUGGCUCCUUGUGAGCUCCAGGAAGUUCAGGUGGCUGUGAAUUUGAGCCCUUGGGAACAGCAGUGAAGUAGUUCUCUGACUUAGUGGUACCUCAUACACUGGACCACUCCAGUCUCUGUCAUUUCACAGUGGGAUACUCAGGCUGCCAUCAGUCCUGGGAGCUGGCCUCUCCUUUGAGGCUUGAUGACAGAGUUCCUGAGUUAUCUGUGACUCAGAGGCAACUCUAACUGGGGAGAAGCUAGGUGGAGAGGAAGUCAUAGCUGGGAACAUGGUGAAUGUUUGGAGAUCACUCGGUGCUUCCCACAGCUUCCUCUUCUGCACACACCUGGCAAUAGGAAAUGUUUGAAAUAUUUGAGGGUUUUUCCACCAGCAGAUGGGAGCUCCAAGGGCUUGGUGCCAAAUGCUGUUCUGAAACCCUGACCAGUUAUCACUGUCACUUUUAUCAGCCUGAAUGCACAUUUAUAAAAUAGCACAUCAGUUGAGAGCCCAGGCACUAAAGGGCUUCAUGUUGGAUUUGUGAAAAAUUGGAGCCCUCAUCCCCUUUGUUCCCUUAACUCAGUUCAUACCCAGAUCUCACGGCAUAUGGACGAUGGUUACAGACUUUGUAUGGGAAGUCCAAUUUGUGCAUUGAUCUUUAAAAAAAGGCUUAUCUGCAUGUAUCAGUUAACUCUUGAAAUCCCCUUGUGAGGACCAGGGGGGAAAAACACUCCAGGGUUGUUUUCAUCACAUUGAUUUCCCUCAAGCCCAGCAGACACGGGAGAGGGGUUCUGCAACCCUGUAGACACGGGAGAGGGGCUCUGCAAGCCCAGCAGACACGGGAAAGCGGCUCUGCAACCCUGUAGAAGCACACACGUGUCAUCCUCAAGGGUACAACUUUGUACAUUUAGUGCCAAUUCAGUUUCUCAACACAGGGCUGGCGGCCAGCUGCUGCUAAGAGACUGACUGCAGGUAGCUCUGUGUGAUCGACCUUACCAUUUGAGAGGAGAAAUUAGUUAUGAAGUUGUGAAUUUUUUAAAGAUUUUGGAAUAAAAGUUAUUUUUUAAGCAUA